This is a messenger RNA of Aspergillus tanneri, 1233 nucleotides long. RefSeq lists its product as uncharacterized. NCBI's taxonomy places the organism in Eukaryota, Fungi, Ascomycota, Eurotiomycetes, Eurotiales, Aspergillaceae. The transcript has 2 exons. Bases 1 to 1233 code for a protein of 410 amino acids. The record is from RefSeq and is a predicted model, not a curated record.
AUGUCGUCAGGUACAUCGUCAGCAGUACCGUUGCCUUCAACAAAUAGCAACGAUAACACCACGCCGACUCAGGCGGAGACAUCAUCCCCUCCUGCACCAGAAACGUCCACGACCUCCGAGCCGACAACCUCAUCCGCCUCCUCGACCUCGUCAACUUCGUCAACUUCGUCUACUUCCUCAUCGAAAUCCACAACUAGCCCGCCGCGGUCGACAACGACGAGCGAUACCUCUAGCAAAUCAUCUACUACAACAGCAGCUUCUACCACUAGCACGGCUGAGACUUCCACCACCUCUCCGGUCGUUACUUCGAUAAUCACGCAGUCACCCACCGACGGAACCACAGGACCACGCACUCUCACUAUCACAUCAACUGCCACGUCUUCAACCCUCUCCACCGAGGAUUCGGCUGGUUCUUUGUCCGCCACGAGUGGAUCGUCAGUCACAGCAUCUGCUACCAGUGCUGCCGGAAGUUCAGAAAAUAGCUCUGGACUUUCAGCUGGUGGUAGGAUAGCAGUUGCUGUCGUUGUACCGGUUGUUUCUGUGGCUCUAAUUAUCCUUGCAGCAUUAUACUUUUGGAGGAAAUGGAAAGCAAAGAAGGUGGCAGAAGAAGAACGGCGGAAGGAGGUAGAAGAGUACGGAUUCAAUCCUAACAAUGAUCCGGCUCUGCCUCCUGUCAUGGGCGGCAGUGCCUUCGAGUCCAAGGACGAUACUUCGGGAUACAGGGGCUGGGGAGCCACUUCGGCUGGCCGUAAAGCAUCAACCAAUUUGUCCAGUAGUGCAGGGGUUGGGUUGGCAAUGUCUGAAGCUGGAAGUGCACCUGGUUAUCAACAUGCUGCUACCCCGAGUGAUGGCACGAUUCAAUAUUCUGAAGGACAUGCAGCGGCCGAGACUGAACCAAUUGGUGUUUUAGGUGCUGCUCCUGCGGCGGCAGUGAACAAUCGAAACACAGAUAUUCAUCGUGGUCCAUCUAAUGCUUCGUCCGCAUAUUCUGCCGCAAACCGGUCGGAAGCCUCUGAUGAAAGUCAUAUGUCUGCUACUCAUCCUACAGCACCUUUCUACGGUGACAAUCCGUAUUACAAUGACAUGCAACAACAGUACGGAGCCUACGGUGAUAGUCCUUACAGCGGGAAUCAACCUGUGAUUCGCGAUGUUCAAGCAAGACGUAAUACACGCAUUGAGAGUCCUGCCGUGUUUCCCAGGCAAGGGAAUGCAGGCAUUGCGCAGAAUUUUUAA